This is a messenger RNA of Frankliniella occidentalis (western flower thrips), 4783 nucleotides long. It is a transcript of the gene Nup160, whose product is annotated as nuclear pore complex protein Nup160 homolog. Bases 331 to 4554 code for a protein of 1407 amino acids. The transcript has 22 exons. Lineage: Eukaryota; Metazoa; Arthropoda; Insecta; Thysanoptera; Thripidae. Gene Ontology annotation, molecular function: structural constituent of nuclear pore; protein binding. The record is from RefSeq and is a predicted model, not a curated record. Gene Ontology annotation, cellular component: nuclear pore.
CGGGCGCGGGCGAAUAACCGGAAAAAACGCUGAAAAAAAAAGCGCGGAAGUAGAAAUUGUGUUUUGAUAUAAUUUUAGAAUUUUGUAGAACGUUGACGUUGGUUGAAUGGUGGUGCUGAGCUCUCAUUCAUGACUUUCUUUUUCUCGUCAAUUUUACUCUGAGAAACAAGGUUUAUAUCAAUCAUCUGAGAGAAGAACUAAUAGUGAGAGCCACUGGCGCUCUUGCGCCGGCUUUGCCUCAUGUUGACAGUGUGAAGAGCAAUUUCAACAAGUCCUUUUGUUUUAUUUUCUUAAUUUUAAAUUUAAUUUGGUGAUAACGAAAUUUGGAACAUGGAGCAAGUUCGGCCUUGUUAUCGAGAGGUCAUUCCUGACCAGACACUUCCUGAGAAAUGGAAAGACUUCACAUUGAACACAGGUGGUGCUCAAAGUACAUUACAAGAUAUUAAAGUUCCUCAAAGAGCAGGGGGAUAUGGCUACAAAGAUCCUUCAAAGCCAUACGGCAGAAACCGCUUUAUAUACUGGCGCCUAUACGAUGACGUACUUGAGUUGAUUGAACACAGCUUGGAUGUUAAUUUGAUCGGAAAUCAAGUGCGCUACAAGUUUCAAGAUUCUCCUGUACUUGAAGGACUUACUAUUCAUGAAACCUUGCAGGGUAUUGUUGUACUUGUUUGUACAGUAUCAAGCAUUCACAGACUAAAAUUUCCGUAUCUCGAUCGUGGAAAUAGACAGGACUUCAUUUGGAAUCAGCAUCCUGAAUCAAAUGUUCAAUCCAUAUUUGCCAAUGCUCCUGAUGCUCGUGACCCAGCAUCAUUUUCUGUUAUUAGCAAUAAUGCUACUAACACCCUGAUGCCAUAUUCUUCAGCUUCAUGGUUGUGUUCCAAUAAUGAUGCUCUAUUUGCUUUGGCAUACACAAAUGGAACAAUUUUACUUGCAAGACACAAUGACAACAAUGGUACUGUGGCCACAAUCGAAUUGAAGCAAGAAUCACUUACCUCACGUUUAUUUUUCCUAACUGGUGCACUUCGAGGAAGGCCAAGCGAAGAAAAUGCUGUAGCCAGCAUGACUCUUCACUCAUUUGGAGCAGACACAUACCUCUUUUGUCUUGGUAGAAGUGGUCAACUUAGGAUUUGGUCUUGCAGCAGAGGCCAAUGUGUAUCUGUUUCUGAUGUACUGGACGAUGCAGGGGAACAAGGCAAAAAUUUGACACAAGGUGCUCAAAGUCAUGUCCUGAAGAAGGCAAUUAGUUCUGUCAACAAUGACAAUGAACUUUUGUUGGGAGUUUUUCUUUGUUUUUCCACUGAAUGUCAAUUUGUGGUCUUGCAAGUGUCAUAUUUUUCUGGCAGUUUCCGCCCUACGCGUCUCUUUAGUAUUCGGGCACCUACCGGACAGGAUCUUGUGGACUUUGCUCUUUGUCAAUCACAACUUUGGGCUGUGUGGCGCAAUACUCAAGGCGAUACUGAUGUUUCUACUGUUAACAUUCGUCCCUCUUCUUCUGGAGGAGAUGCUUAUUGGAGGCACUCUGUCUUGGAACCUGGUCCAGACAGGGAGUUUGUUCUAAAUGAUGCAAUGGUCGAUGCUAGGCAAGCGUACAUUUCAUACAUAUUUCAUCCAGGUCGUUUUUCACUACCUGUCAUCAUGAAAGCUUUAAGUAUUUUUAGACGCUCUGCAGACCUCCCGAUGAUGAAUGAAAUGGGCAUCUCGCCAUCUGUCUUAAAAGAAAGAGUUUGUCAAGCUGUUGAAACUGAGAUACAAAAUGAAUUUUCAGACGAAGAGUACCUUGAAAUGCAGAAUGAAGUUUCUGAUGAAGAAUACUUAGAAGUAGCCAACCGGUGUUGGGAUAAAUUUUACUCUUGCUGUGUUCAAUACCAUCUAUCCGGAAGUCGUCCUAUUGGGCUGGUUCUCCUGUCUCCUAGUGGUGCUAAUAAUAGUUUGCCUCCUGUAACAUCUGGAGUCGCACUGGUUAACAAGGCCUAUGUAUCACUUUUGAGACCAAUGGAUCCAUUAGAGAUGCUCUUUACACUAGGACUUGGUCAUUCUGGAAAUUCUCAAUUUAUGGGUCUGAACUCUGAUGUAUCAAACCUGGUUCAAGUCAUAAAUAUGCUAGAAUUGCACCUCAGUGAAGAUACUAAAAUUGGUGUUGAGCGUGAUCUAUAUCGGUUGCUUAGUCCUGAAAAAGUUAUUGGCAAACUAGCUCAGGAUCUUCUUGGUGACUCAAUGCAUCAGGAAUUUGAGUCUGAUCUCAUGCAGCAACAUCUGAGGAAUAUUAACAACAUUCCAGCUGCCAUUGAAAACCUAUUAAACCGCCUUGUUCUACCACCAAUUUCUGACUUUGAUCCAAGCCAGAUACCAGCGGGAGACAUGUCAAGGCAACUGUUGUCAGUGAGCCUUCUCUUCAGCAGUCACAUUGGUAUCAGUACCAUUGCAGAAACCACACGACAGAUUGCUAUUAUGAGAUUCUCAUUGUGUCGUAACUUGUUGCUAUUGCAACAAAUUUUGCUACAAAGAAAUGAGGAGACCUAUGAACUAAGGAGUAGACUGAUUCCAAGAACUGUUACCUUGAUUCAAGCAUACCUGGUAAUGGUAUGGAUUUGUGAUACUCCUGCUUCUCCAGUUGUCAAGCCCAAUGUUUUGGAAAGCAGCAUUCAGAGAAUGUCUAUCUUGACACUAAGUGAUGCAAACAGUACAGCUGCAGCUAUUGCUGCAUCUCUAGGCUCACUCAGAGCAAUGCAAAAAACUUACUCUCUGCUUGAACUCUUCCUUCAGGCAACUGGUGUGCAGCAAGUGCACAGACAGUUAGCUUGUCUUGGUCCUGAGGCAGACCUCUCAAUGCUUUCAUUUGUGGCCUUACUUUGCCAACUGAUAUGGCCAAUAUCUGACCAUUUUGUGUUUCCCGAGUUCCUCUUAGCCUCUUGCCAGCAUUUGCUUGUGCAGGAGUAUGUUCGUCUUUCAAGCAAAUGGUGUGAGUCAAAUAUACGAUCAAGAAAGUUUUUACUUGGCUCAGCUCUGCUUGACAUGGGUGAAGCUCACAAAGCUCUUGAACUAUUUGUUGAAGCUUCCAAUGAGCUGAGGAAUGAAGCAUUUAUGAAUAGACAAAUUGGUGCAUUUGAGGAGAGUUCAGAGAGUCGAUUGUUAGUUACUUAUUACUUGAAAGUGAUACAGCUGUUCGAGCAACAAAAUUAUCCUGACUGUGUAAUUCAGCUUGCUGAAAUGGCAAGUCAAGUAGCUGAAAGGGAUGAUCCAGAUCUACCAACUCUCCAUUCCAUUGCCUUUGUCAACCAUCUCCGGCUUGAACACCACCAAGAAGCCUAUCAGUCACUCAAUUCAAACCCGGACAGUGCUCGCCGCGUAGACUGUUUGCGGCAACUUGUUGUGAAUCUAUUUGAACUUCGUAGAUUGGACCUCUUGCUUGAAUUCCCAUAUGAAAAUCUUGUGCAAGAUCUGGAAAGAAUAGUUGAAUCACGAGCACGAUCUCUUGAUAUCAGCAAUCCUGCUUUCUAUAAUUUCUUAUAUGCUUUCCAUAUCAAGAAACUUAAUUUUAGGAAAGCUGCCACAGUCAUGUAUGAGCAAGGAAUGCGCUUGGGCUGUGAAGGAACACAUUCAGCUGAACUUACUGAGCGGCAAGCAAAAUGUUAUCUAGCGUGUUUGAAUGCUUUGCAGUUGGUUGAUCCCAAGUAUGCAUGGAUUGUUAAGCCUGUUGUCUCUAGUGACGGAGAUGAUGAUAUUCCUAGCAUGAGUCCCAAACGAGGAAGUGAUGGGGUAAAGCUAAAUAAGCCCCAGUGGAAAAGGCAGGUGGAUGUCAUGGAAAUUGAACACAUAAGAACAGAGUUUGAAGUAGUCCAAUGCCGAUUAAGAUUGUUGAGGCACUCCCCAGACAAAUACAGGCGCACAGGUUGUCGUCUGGCACCAAAUGAAUUAGUUGCUGUCCUGUCACAAGUUGGUAUGUACCAAGCUGCCAUCAAAUUAUGUAGAGCUCACAACUUACCUUACCAGCCUGUUCUUGAAAGUCUUGCAUCGGCUUGUGUGAGGCUUACAAACAUGGAAAGCUCCAACAGAGACCCUACAACUGCAUGGGAGUGGUUGUCGGAGAACGAUUUACGAGGUCUUGGCAUUGAUGAAAGCAAUCCUGUUAAGUUAGCUUGGCGUAUGCUGGAAGUCACCCUCAUGGCCUGUGAAAAAGACAUGCAAACUAUUCUCCACAGAGCUGUUUCAAACAGACUUUUAGCUCUAGGUGUCUUUCUUCCUAAUUGGUUGGUGACAUCCUACAAAGAAAGGAAUCUCUCUGAAUUAUUGAGGCUUCUCUUAAGGACUGGACGUCUUAUGGAGGCAGGAGCGUUGGCCGUGGAGUGUUUGGUCGCAGGAAGAGACAAACUUAGUCCAUAUGUCAAUCCAACUUGCCUACCUAUCAGAACUAUUGAACUCCUUUGUUUAGAGUUGAAAAAAGUCACUGAUAGUGAUGAAGAAUAUAAAAAGCUCUUUGAGGAAGUGACAACUGCAUAUUCAGUGUAUUUAACUGAUGCCAUGAAAGAAACAGCUCGUUUGGUUCGGUCCUCUUAAUCUACUGCUAUGUUUAAAUAUGUACUUGAAAUAUCUAAUUUUUAAAAUAUUGAAAACAUGUACUAAUUUUACACGUUUAACAUUGGUUGUGUACAAAGUGUGUAAUUUUGUCCUUGUGUUUGUAUAGGAGCCUAGUAGUCAACAUUAUUGUGUGUUAUGAACUCUAUUUGUUUGGAAUUCCAUGUAUAAAGUGUAAUUUUAUGAACCUACAUUAAAAAUUUAAAUCUAC